AUGCAAACAUCCCCAAGUUCGGUCGUCACUCCUGCAACGCCAACUGAACUAUUCUCCUUUGCCUUCGAUUCAUCAACGGGGGCUGGAGAUGUUUCCACGAUUUCAGCGACGCACAACACGGCCGCCUUUCACGCCGAAGCCGACGAGCCUCUUGGUCAAGGCCAGUUGCCGACGUUACUGGGUCCGCACGUCCCGAAUAUGUUAGGAUCGGUCAAUAUGGGAUUGGGAGAGUUCUUGGACGAAUGGUCGCAUCCAGUACUCGCGGUUCCCGAAGCUACGCGGCCAGAUUAUCCCCACUUGCUUCUCGAAACCUCAAAACAGCUCACCAAAAUCAGACGCGUCCAUCUAAGAGGGGACCGCUGCGAUUUUCAAGGCAUCAACUGGAGCGCAAUGGGUGUGACCCGCCAGCUUGCCCGGGCGAGAAGAGCGAGGACGUUUCAGAACUAUACGAGCUGGCCUGGAUCGGAUGACGAUCCCCAGGGUGCUGAUGUACGGCCAAGGCCUGGCCCAACACUGCUAGGGGACGAGAACCCUUUUUCACAUAGCACGUCUGGCCUCGCUUCGGGGAACUAUUUCCGGUUUCGAGAGAUGCACAUACGAGAGGAAAUCGCCCUUGCGCAUUUUCAGUUGCGCAGCUCGUUGGCCAGCCCAUUUCGUUCGCAAAUACACUACGUCAGCCGCUUGGGCAUUUCCAAAGUCGACCCCGUCACAGGGAACCACGGAGAGUCGCUGCAAUGGACUGAGUUUCCUGUGUUUGGCCGCGCAUUCACCACUCUUGGGGCGAAUCAGGAUGUUCUCGUUGCUGGGAGUUUUACCGGAGAGUACGUCAUUUCGUCUCUGCACAGCACAGACAUACAAAAUUUUACCCAGGGCACGAUUACGGAAGCGGCGUCUGGUAUCACGAAUCACUUGCAGGUACACAAACAGCGCAGUACGUCCAACCCUGUCGCUUCCAUAUGCAGCAACGACAACGGUUUUAGAGUGCUGGACCUGGAGACCCAACAGUUCGUGUCCGAAUUUGGCUAUGGGUUUGCCCUGAACUGUUCUGCCGUAUCUCCCGAUUGUCGUCUUCGCGUCAUGGUGGGCGACUCCAAAGAUGUCACCAUUGCCAACGCGGAGACCGGGGACACGGAGGUCACGCUGACGGGUCACGACGACUUCGGCUUCGCGUGUGACUGGUCCGACGACGGCCGCUAUCUGGCCACAGGCUUCCAAGACAAGACGAUCAAGAUCUGGGAUCCGCGCAGGUGGAAGGACGCCAAUGGCACAAGCACGCCGCUGCAGCAUUUUCGGACCGAUCUCGCCGGAGCCAGAGGCCUGAAGUUCUCGCCUCUCGGAAGCGGCGAGUCCGUCCUCGCCGCAGCUGAGGAGGCCGACCAUGUACACGUCUACAGCACACACGCCUUUGGCAGGGAAACGUACGACGCCGACACUCGGCAGACGUUUAGUGUCUUUGGUGAGCUUGGGGGCAUUGACUUUGCAGAAGGCGGUCAGGAGUUGAAUGUUCUUGUGGCGGAUGAAGAAAGGGGGGGCAUUCUGCAAUUAGAACGAUGCGGCACACGGAGAGAUGCCACCGAUGCGAUACCACUGUUUUGA
Messenger RNA from Emericellopsis atlantica, 1596 nucleotides. RefSeq names its product WD40-repeat-containing domain protein. Lineage: Eukaryota; Fungi; Ascomycota; Sordariomycetes; Hypocreales; Bionectriaceae. The record is from RefSeq and is a predicted model, not a curated record. The transcript has a single exon. Bases 1 to 1596 code for a protein of 531 amino acids. Gene Ontology annotation, molecular function: protein binding.